AGUUACCAUAUUAUUUUUACACAGUUUUUUCAGCGUUGUCUUGAACGCCAAGAUGCAGGCGAGUGCAUCCAAUGCGGCAUUUAGUUACAUAACGUACUAUAUGUUAAAAGGUGAGUCCCUCUACAUGCUCUAUUUUCUAUUUACACGGUAACCUUAUACGUAUCGCGGGGAUUUAUUCCGCAUUGUAUUCAGAUGAGAAACGAAGAAGAUGCGAGCCUUGAUAAGUGAGACAUUCCACAGGGAGGAUCUUCGAUUACUUCUUAUUCCUCGCGUACCCAAAUGCGCCAUCGUAUCAUCCUCCGCUUUUAUCUCAAUAUAAAUUCUCAUCACAAGAUAAACUCAAGACGAUCAAUGAAGUAUAGCGCUCAUUGACACUGUAACAUUUAAGCGAAGCACUCUUUUUCCAAAGUGCAGCUACUCAAAUAGCGUGCAACAGUUUUUACUUCUUUUACGAAACUUCCCAUCCCGUUCCGUUCCCUUUUUUGAAAUUUGUUUGCCACUCAGCCAAGUAGCAAGUCCCAUCAGACCGAGAUCUUACGUAAUAGCAGCGCCACGAGACAGCCAAAGUAACAAGAAGGCCUAUACCACCACGAUGACGAUUUAAGUAAAGCUGUGAAAUUGACUAUGAGGGAAAGACGGUUUAUCAAAUUCGCCUCUGUGGAGUACGACGGACAACUUUACAUGACACCCCAGGAUUUUCUAGACAGCGUAGUGGAGUCUGUACCAAGACCAAGGCUCAAGAGACGCAUCCUAUCGGAUCAGGAACUGGAAGUAAUGAAAAAUGCAACGCCGUCUCUUCGCCAAGGGAAUACACACAUGUUCCGGAAUUUGCGAGACAAAGGAAUAAUUUCUUACACGGAGUAUCUCUUCCUCCUGUCGAUUCUCACAAAACCACAAACAGGGUUCAGAAUCGCCUUUAACAUGUUCGACACGGAUGGAAACGAACGCGUGGACAAGACCGAGUUUCUUGUGAUUCGACGACUGCUGGGCGGUAGUCUGAAGGAACGUGAACUCGAUGAAGCCACUAAGCGUGCCUUACGUUCCAUACUUGCUCCAAGCGAAGAGGCUUUGGCCGCCAAGACAAAACUUCGUGAAGCCCAAUUGUCCGAGACGAACGAAAUCAUCUCCAAUUCCUACAUGGAGAAAAUUUUUAGUCACGCAUGGAGGGACCGUCACGGCGUCGAGAAGACCAACGAAGAAACGGUGAGGCUAAAUGAGCGAGAAAAAAGCCCAGAGGAAGUCCAAACACAGUUCAUCGACGAUGAUCAAGGUCUGCAACGACGUCACGCGGUCGACACAACCCUUAUGGUACACUUCUUUGGCAAGGACGGUUCCGAUGAGCUGAAGUACGAUGGUUUUCGGCAGUUCAUGGAAAAUCUACAGCACGAGGUCCUCGAAUUGGAAUUUCAUGAAUUCAGCAAAGGACACGACACCAUCUCCGAAAUGGACUUUGCCAAGAUCCUUUUGAGAUACACGUAUCUGGAUACCGAGGAGUACGACAAGUACUUGGACAGACUCCUAGCUCGCUCGGAGCAACAGACCUGCAUUACCUUCAACGAAUUCCGUGUAUUCUAUCAGUUCCUGAAUAGUCUCGAUGAUUUUGCGAUAGCAAUGAGAAUGUACACUCUUGCGGAUCAUCCGAUAUCCAAAGAUGAAUUUUUGCGAGCUGUUAAGAUAUGCACUGGGACUAAUUUAUCGAGUCACAUCAUAGACACUGUUUUUGCGAUAUUUGAUGUCGACGGCGAUGGCCAGUUAUCUUACAAAGAAUUUAUUGCAAUCAUGAAGGACAGACUCCACAGAGGUUUUAAGUCUCAACCAAGAAGCGAAGGCUGGGAGGCCUUCAAAUUCUGCGUGAAACAAGAGAUGAAGGCACCAUGAAUUAAUUAAUACGACUGAACUCAGCCGUGGCACCAAGAAUCACAACUAACAUACUUAAAUACGUUAACAAAAAUCUUCUUAGCUCCUUUGAGCCAUUAUACUACAUAAAAUCUAUAACGUUUUUAUGCGCUCACAGUUUUCUCGCAGCAUCAUGGAAUUACAAUCAAAACUUGUGAUGAUAACGUUUAGUGUGAUAGUGAACAAACUUUAACUAGAAUUAAAAACUAGUCGCAUUAAAUAUGAAAGUAACUAAGUGAGAUAAUUACAACUUUCUACAAAUUUACCUAUGAACAUCAACUUGACCAAGACGUCUCAAAGUACUUGCAAAAGUAGAGAAUUACGAUUGCGCCUUACUUAAGUAAUUUAUUACUACUAUUGUAAUUAUUGUAUAAAAAUAUGAUUGAAAGUUAAGAAUGAUGCUUCAUUAGCAUUGUAAAGCGAUAAAAUUCUAAUAUAUUAAUUGUUGGAUUCACAA
Messenger RNA from Cephus cinctus (wheat stem sawfly), 2353 nucleotides. RefSeq names its product calcium uptake protein 3, mitochondrial (gene MICU3). Gene Ontology annotation, molecular function: calcium ion binding. The record is from RefSeq and is a predicted model, not a curated record. Gene Ontology annotation, cellular component: uniplex complex. Bases 625 to 1878 code for a protein of 417 amino acids. Lineage: Eukaryota; Metazoa; Arthropoda; Insecta; Hymenoptera; Cephidae. Gene Ontology annotation, biological process: mitochondrial calcium ion homeostasis; calcium import into the mitochondrion. The transcript has 12 exons.